Molecule: messenger RNA, 345 nt
Organism: Owenia fusiformis
Lineage: Eukaryota; Metazoa; Annelida; Polychaeta; Sabellida; Oweniidae
Source: the annotation of a GenBank genome assembly
GAAAAACAUUCAAAUAUACACAGUAUUUGAAUAAUCAUUUGAGAUCAAAUUGUAAGCAACAAAAGGAUAUCUUAGCUAAUGCAGACGACAGCUUGAAUAGUCGAUUGGAGGCUAUACUUCACGAGGUCGGAUUGGAGAGUGAUGAGGAGGGGCGUCAACAUGAAAAGUUUAUUACCAAAGAAAGUGUGGAUGAUGACGGAAAAGAAACGAGUCUGGAGACUAUGACUAAUAAUGUCCAAUCGGUCAAUGAGGGGGAAAGCGCUAUUGACAGUUCAGAACUAUUAUUACAACUUUGUUUAUAGUUUUUGACGAUUUGGUUUUUAUGAAAUCAAUAAAAUUUAAUAC